CUCCACGAUAAGACCAAAGACACUCUUCAACUCCCACAUCAUACUUUGAACACCAAACAAAACACGAUCUUCGCAACAUGAUGUUCUUCAAGUCAGCCUUAACUCUCUCGACGCUGUUGGUCCUGGCAUCCGCGAUGACGCUCGAGCGCAGCGUUCCAGCUCACGAACAGAUGUCCAUUCCGAUGGCCACCGGUGCACAGGCGGGCCGCGCCAAAGCCCCAUCGUUCACGGUCUCCAGAUCAUCCGAUUGCGAGCAGGAGGACGAGGAUGACUGCACAGAGUUCUGCAGCCUCUUGGAGCAGACAGCAACAUGCCGCGCCAACGGAAACAAAGUGACUUGCUUCUGCAAGGGCGGAAAGAGCGAGUCGAACUGCGAAGAGAGAUGUUUGCUGUGCAUGCCCGAUAAGUCAGCUUUGGAGGAGGCGAGUCGCCUCUUUAAGCUCGGGGGACCGAGGAUCGAGGAACUGUAAGUGGGUAGAAUUGGUUGGAUCCAGUGUGUCGCGGAAAUUACGAUGGCAUGAAUUUCUUUGUUCUGAUCACAGACUUUUGCGCCACCCAUGCCGAAUUGUCACCUGAGCGUCGUUGAGGGGAGUCGAGUCGUAGUUAUAGCUGCGGCGUUGCUCACUCAAAGCAGAUAUGGAGAUUUCUCAAACUUGAGCAUACUACUUAUAUAACCUCGACCGACAAUUUAUCCUACUAGAGUCUUUUUUCGUCUUUGAACCUGAGUAGUCGCCACUCUAACCUGAGCUAAGCCCUAAGUCCUAAGCACGCUAAUAAGUCAACUGGGUUUGCUUAGAGAGGUUCUUUUUCGGCCCUCUACGAAUCGGC
Molecule: messenger RNA, 828 nt
Organism: Hyaloscypha bicolor E
Lineage: Eukaryota; Fungi; Ascomycota; Leotiomycetes; Helotiales; Hyaloscyphaceae
Exons: 4
Coding region: 78-470 (130 amino acids)
Source: RefSeq, a predicted model, not a curated record